Salarias fasciatus (jewelled blenny) is the source of this 708-nucleotide messenger RNA. RefSeq names its product follistatin-related protein 1-like. Gene Ontology annotation, cellular component: extracellular region. NCBI's taxonomy places the organism in Eukaryota, Metazoa, Chordata, Actinopteri, Blenniiformes, Blenniidae. Gene Ontology annotation, biological process: multicellular organism development; cell differentiation; regulation of BMP signaling pathway. The transcript has 7 exons. The record is from RefSeq and is a predicted model, not a curated record. The coding region runs from base 73 to 708 and encodes 211 amino acids.
GCCGAGCGCUGGGUUUGUGGCAGUAAUGGGAAAUCCUACAGGAAUCACUGUGAGCUGCACCGAGACGCCUGCAUGAGUCAGAACAAGAUCCACGUGGAGCACAGGGGGCGCUGUCUGGACAAACCAGCGGAGACAGACGUCAGCCCGAUUGUGUGUUUCCUGGCUGAUCGUGAUUGGCUGAGGGAGCGAGUGAUCCAGUGGAUUCAGACGGAGGUGGAUCCUGACCGUCGGUCCCUGAACGCCUCGUCAGUCAGUGACCUGCUGCUCGACUACUUCCAGACGUUCGAUGACGGCGACUCUCAGCUGGACUCCAAAGAGCUUCUGAACUUCCUGAAACACAACGAGGCGCCUCUGAACCUGACGACCUUUGACCCGCUGCUCAGGUCUCUGUGUGUCGACGCCCUGAUCGAGCUCUCGGAUGAAAACGCCGACUGGAAGCUGAGUUUAACCGAGUUCAUCAACUGCCUGACGCCCGAAUACCGUCCAGCAGAGAGGAAGUGUGCUCUGGAGGACGGGGUGUUCGAGGACGGAGCUGAGACUCGGAUGGAGUGUAACAGGUGUGUGUGCGCCUGUGGGAACUGGGUGUGCACGGCUCUGACCUGCAACGGUGAGUCUGCCGAGACAUGUGAGGAAGAGGAGGAAGAGAUGACGGAGGAGGAGUGGAGCCGGAGGGUGGCUGAGCUCUCCACACAGCGGCUCCGCCUGUAG